Molecule: messenger RNA, 2068 nt
Organism: Sesamum indicum (sesame)
Lineage: Eukaryota; Viridiplantae; Streptophyta; Magnoliopsida; Lamiales; Pedaliaceae
Product: CBL-interacting protein kinase 18
Biological process (GO): signal transduction; protein phosphorylation
Molecular function (GO): ATP binding; protein serine/threonine kinase activity
Source: RefSeq, a predicted model, not a curated record
UAAAUAGAUAGUCGGAUUCCACUCGUCUCUGUCUUUCUUUCUAUAUAUAUACGUCUACAAACACACCUCCAACAUCUCUCUUCCCUUUGCCCCUUUUUCUCCACAGCCCUCUCGGAUUAACCCUUAACUCCUCUCUCCUUCCAAGACAUUGUUGCCAAUCAAGCUUCUGGGAAUGCAGAACAAUGUGCUUGAUAACGGAGGUUUCUGUCUUCAGCGCCCGCAGGCUUGUGCCUAAGGCAGGCUCAGUCUUGUUCAUCCUUAACAAAGAUGGGCAAGAGGGUCACAUCACCAUGAAAACCUGCAGCUGGAUGCACAAUGAAGUCAUGUGUGAUCAACCUUCUGUUGUGUUGAAGCAUGACGUCGUAGAAGACGGUUGAUUGCUCAACUCAACAAGAAGUCCUGCCUUGUAAAUAUCACAUCCAGCAGGAGACAAAAGCGAGUGUAGAAAGUUAGUUUUUUUUAUUUGGAAUGGACCAGAACGGAAACAUAUUAAUGAAGAAAUAUGAGGUUGGGAGGUUGUUAGGUAAAGGCACUUUUGCCAAAGUUUACUAUGGUAAGAACCUGCAAACGGGAGAGAGUGUUGCAAUCAAGGUGAUCGAUAAGGAAAAAGUACUGAAGGUUGGUCUUAUUAAUCAGACGAAGCGGGAGAUAGCUGUGAUGAGAUUGAUCAAACACCAAAAUGUGAUGCAGCUUUACGAAGUAAUGGCCACGAAAACUAAGAUCUACUUUGUUAUCGAAUUUGCUAAAGGUGGCGAGCUAUUUAACAAGGUCAAAAAGGGAAAGCUCAAGGAAAGUGCUGCCAGAAAAUAUUUUCAGCAAUUGAUUUCUGCUGUUAGUUUUUGCCACAACAGGGGUGUUUAUCACCGUGAUCUUAAACCAGAAAAUCUGCUGCUGGAUGAAAAUGGCACUCUAAAGGUAUCAGAUUUUGGUCUGAGUGCACUCUCGGAUUCCAAACGACAGGAUGGGUUGCUCCACACAACGUGUGGAACUCCGGCAUACGUUGCUCCCGAGGUCAUUGGCAGGAAAGGAUACGAUGGGGCGAAAGCGGAUAUCUGGUCUUGUGGGGUGAUACUGUUUGUUCUGCUUACUGGCUAUCUGCCGUUUCAUGACCCAAAUCUUAUAGAGAUGUAUAGGAAGAUAUCGAGGGCCGAGUACAAAUGCCCUCCUUGGCUCUCACCUCAAGUGCGAAGACUGCUCUCAAGAAUCCUUGAUCCCAACCCCCAAACUAGGAUUUCCAUAGAGGAAAUAAUGGAAACCCCCUGGUUCCAAAAAGGCUAUGAUUCCAAAGCUACAAGGAUCAAAACCGGGGAUAACGAAAUGCCUCAUACAGACACUGAUUCUGUUUCAAGCCAUUCUAGUCCUGACAUUGCUGCUGAGACAAAGGUGGAGUUGGCAAGACCUGCUAGCCUGAAUGCAUUUGACAUCAUAUCUCUAUCAACCGGAUUUGACUUGUCUGGUUUUUUCGUGAGGAAGGACCAAAAGGACGAAGUUCGAUUCACAUCAAGUAAGUCGACUUCUGCUAUCGUAUCAAAACUUGAGGAGAUCGCUUCUCGUCUGAGAUUAAGCGUGAAGAAAAAGGACGACGGUUCCAUGAGAUUAGAGGGCUCCGACGAGGGUUGGAACUGGACUCUAUCCAUCGACGUAGAAAUCUUUGAAAUCGCUUCCUCAUUCCAUGUAGUCGAGGUGAAGAAGUCUAGCGGUGACACUCUAGAUUAUCAGAAUAUGCUGAGACAGGAUAUAAGGCCAGCUCUUGGAGAAAUCAUUUGCGCAUGGGAAGGAGAGCAACAAGAGCUGUAGCAACAGCAGCUGCUGAUUCUUGGUUCUUGUUUUUUGGUUUCUUUUUUCUUUUUUUCUUUUUUUUUGUUUUGUUUUGUUGUUUUGAUCUUUCUCACAGUUGUUUUGAUCUAGUACUGCAAAACAACUUUGUUUGAGCCAUCACCUGAAAAUUUGAUCAAUUAUUCACAUUGUUUGAGCAACGUGAAGUGAUUUUCUGAUCAGAAUCAUAUGUUGUCAGCUCCUAAUUCCACACAAAUCUGGUGAAAUGUUUAAAAUUUUGCCUUCUGAGUCA